GCAUUCGGGUUCGAGCUCUCGACUUUAAAGUCGUAAACAAAUGUUAAACAUGGAGGAGAGUUUGGCGCCAGUUGAGAAAACAAAUGAAGAUGUUUUGUCAAUGGUUGACGUUUUAAAGGAAGAGGCCGAGUUAGAAGAAGAAGCUAAUGCGGUACUAGGAGAUAGUGAUGAUCAAAACUGCACAUACCCAAUGGGCUACGUAUCUCGUCAAGCUUUGUACGCUUGCUCAACAUGUAGUCCAGAAAACCCAGCAGGAGUAUGUUUGGCUUGCAGUCUAGAAUGUCAUGAGGGUCACGAGCUGUUUGAAUUGUACACUAAAAGGAAUUUUCGUUGUGAUUGUGGAAACAGCAAAUUUCCUGGAUCAACGUGCAAGUUAUACUCUGAGAAAGAUGCUUCAAAUUCACAAAAUGCAUACAAUCAGAACUUCAAAGGCCUAUACUGCACCUGUCACCGUCCUUACCCUGACAUGGAAGACGAGAUUGAAGAUGAAAUGAUCCAGUGUGUGAUUUGUGAGGAUUGGUAUCACGGAAGGCAUUUGGGUGUUGAUUCUCUCCCACCCUGUGAGACAUACUCCGAGGUUGUGUGUGCAGACUGUAUGAAGAAACAUGACUUCUUGUGGGCUUACAAUGUACAGAGUCAAGACACAAAGUGCAUGGUGAAAGAAGAAGUUAAGUCGGAGGUUGAUGUAGAGGGAGCUUCACCUGUCAAAACACAAGAAACAAAGGAGAACGGCAGUGAUCAGGGAACAAGUGAUGAUACAGAUAAUAAGAUGAGCUGUCUACUAAAAGAUCUGCAAAAGAGGGGGACAUCUGUUCAAGGAAGUGGUUCAUUUUGGCAGGAUGGUUGGAGAAACAAACUCUGUAAAUGUGCAGAUUGCAUGGUAAAAUACAAAGCAGGGGAAAUAGAAUUCUUGACGGAUGAGGUGGACACUGUUCACAAUUAUGAACAACGAGGUAGGAACAAGACAACCCCAUGCUCGCAGUAUGACAAAGGAAUGCAAGCUUUAUCCUCCAUGAACAGGAUUCAACAAGUAGAAGUUCUUCAUGGAUUUAAUGACUUGAAGUCAGAACUGACAGAUUAUUUGAAGAAGUUUGCAGAAAAUGGAAAGGUUGUAAGAGAGGAAGAUAUUCGAGAAUUCUUCUCUGGAAUGGAAGCCAGGAAGCGUCAAAGGGCCACAGGACCAAUUCCUUUCAUGUGUAAAUAAGCAAGGCUUGUCAGGGUGUACAACCAUCCAAUACAUUUAGAAUUAUCAAAUGGACAUUCUUUGUUUUGGUGAAUGAAUCAUGUCAAAUUUUUCACAUUUCAAAACCAUAAGAUUGGGAUUCAGGGUCAUAUUUUUAAAAAUAGUGAUUUUCUCUAGUUCAGUAUAAAGAUUUUUCAAAAUAAACAGUGCAUUAGGAUUAUGAUCAUAACUCUUGUAUUUGGCACACACAUGUACAUUGAGAGGAGAGAUUUGGUGUUCUCAAUAACAUGCACAUAUCUAUUAUAUGGAAACAAUUUUUAAGGGUAAUUGCAAAAAAAUUUGUCUGUUACUUGGUUAUAUGUUGGAUGAGCAGGCUGACUUCAACUUUUGUUUUCCAGAUGACUUUUACACCUUAGUUUGAUUGUAAAUAAGGAAAAUCACAUGUAGUGAUUAGAGAAUGGGUGAGGGGGCGAGUGUUUACAUGUUCUACAAUUGUUUUUGGCAUACAAUGUAUGUGGUUUCCUUGGUUCCAACUCAGCCAGUGUAUCUUGUGCUGUUCAUUUUGUUUUUAUUUUGAGCUCAUAUUUAGGACUUAAAGUGAUCAAUGAUUUUACAAGUUAUUAUGCAUGUGAAUUUCAGUUGUAAUUUACAUUUGCCAGAACCUUUUUACUAUUUAAAAGAAGUUUUUUAAUUCUCUUGAAUUUUAUUAUUUGUAAGUGCAUAUUUGAAAAUGCACUCCAAAUGAGAUAUGUUAAAAUCCAUUUCACAUUUGGACUUUGCAAGGCAAUACCCUUCUGAGAAUCACAUCAUAUUUAAUACCUGUCAUUUAACAAUUUGGACAACAAUGUCUUGCUGACAAACAUAAAAUACGAAACCAGUAAUAUUCUGCACAACCAAAAGCAUUAGACGUUGGUAUGUUAAAUCACUUUUAGACAGGAAGAGGACGUAAUUCUCCGCUUAGUCCUGUUAAAGUGACUACAUGUAGGUCUUUUGUGAAUUGCUUUAUCAGUGUCCUUGUAUGUUGUUCAGUCACAUUAUGACGGUUUUUGAAAUAUUUUAAGAUAAUACAAAUUAAAAUUCAAAUUGUUUUUAUGCAUUUUUUGUCCCAUAUGUGUACAACUGAUGAAAUAAAUAAAUUUUGAAAUGCA
This is a messenger RNA of Ostrea edulis (European flat oyster), 2331 nucleotides long. RefSeq names its product putative E3 ubiquitin-protein ligase UBR7. The transcript has 11 exons. The record is from RefSeq and is a predicted model, not a curated record. Gene Ontology annotation, cellular component: cytoplasm. The coding region runs from base 41 to 1204 and encodes 387 amino acids. NCBI's taxonomy places the organism in Eukaryota, Metazoa, Mollusca, Bivalvia, Ostreida, Ostreidae. Gene Ontology annotation, molecular function: ubiquitin protein ligase activity; zinc ion binding.